Messenger RNA from Vespula vulgaris, 881 nucleotides. RefSeq names its product polyadenylate-binding protein 2 (gene Pabp2). Gene Ontology annotation, molecular function: RNA binding. The coding region runs from base 157 to 843 and encodes 228 amino acids. The transcript has 7 exons. The record is from RefSeq and is a predicted model, not a curated record. NCBI's taxonomy places the organism in Eukaryota, Metazoa, Arthropoda, Insecta, Hymenoptera, Vespidae.
UUCGCCUACAUCAUGUGAUGUAUUCAUCGCGUCAAUCUUGUUUGGUGCGUGCUGGUGCGUGCGUAGGGCACGGUGUGUAGGUGGAAUAUCUAAACGUUUAAAGAAUUGAUCUUAUUUAAAUAUCUAAGCUAUAAAAACACGUCGAAAAUUACGCAAAUGUCUGAAUCAGAUUUAUUAGCUAAUGACCAUAUUGAUGGCCUUGAUGGACUUGAAAAUGGUCAAGAUGGUGAUGCUAUUAUGCAGUGUGAUGGAGUUAAACGUGAAUUGAAUGAAGCAAAUAUAGAUGAUCCAGAACUGGAAGCUAUAAAGGCGCGUGUAAGAGAGAUGGAAGAAGAAGCAGAAAAAUUAAAGCAACUUCAAUCGGAGGUGGAUAAACAGAUGAACAUGGGUAGUCCACCUGGAAUCACGAGCCCAUUGAACAUGUCACUUGAAGAUAAAAUGGAAGUUGAUAAUCGAUCUAUAUACGUUGGAAAUGUGGAUUACGGUGCCACAGCAGAAGAAUUAGAGCAACAUUUCCAUGGCUGUGGUAGCGUCAACAGAGUAACAAUAUUAUGUAACAAAUAUGAUGGUCAUCCCAAAGGUUUUGCUUACAUCGAAUUUGCAGAACGUGAUUCUGUACAAACUGCAAUGGCUAUGGAUGAGUCUAUGUUCAGAGGACGCCAAAUUAAAGUUAUGCCAAAAAGAACAAAUAGACCAGGGCUAUCAAUGACAAAUAGGGGGCCUAGAGGUGUACGAGGUUAUCGUGGUAUGGCUCGAGGGAUAAUUCGUGGCAGUGCAUACUUUGGAUACAGACCUACUAGGAGGCUAAGAAGUUACAGGCGAGGUUACUACAUGCCAUAUUAAUCAUUUUAAACAUAGUGCUAUGGUUCAACGACUUCAAG